This is a messenger RNA of Spea bombifrons (plains spadefoot toad), 889 nucleotides long. RefSeq names its product SH3 domain binding glutamate rich protein like (gene SH3BGRL). Gene Ontology annotation, cellular component: cytoplasm. NCBI's taxonomy places the organism in Eukaryota, Metazoa, Chordata, Amphibia, Anura, Pelobatidae. The coding region runs from base 171 to 515 and encodes 114 amino acids. The record is from RefSeq and is a predicted model, not a curated record. The transcript is spliced from 4 exons.
GAGCAGCCUGCGAGAGGAGGAGGAGGUGAACCAGCAUCACCAGUGACACCAGUACCACCCAGACUGGGGCAGAGGGGAGUCCUAGAGGGCAGACAGGAGCACAGGGGGGCAACAGCAGCAACAGGAGGAACAGCAACCAGAGCUGCAGGACCCUCAUCCAGCUGGGCAGGAUGGUGAUCAAAGUUUACAUUGCAACCUCCUCGGGGUCCACAUCUAUUAAGAAGAAGCAGCAGGAUGUCUUGGGGUUUUUUGAUGCUGUAAAGAUCGAGUAUGAAGAAAAGGAUAUCGCGGCCAACGAGGAGAAUCGCAAAUGGAUGCGAGAAAAUGUUCCUGAGAACAGCCGGCCGGCUAACAGCAACCCUCUCCCCCCGCAGAUUUUUAACGACAGCCAGUACUGUGGGGAUUAUGACGCUUUCUUCGAAGCGCGAGAGAAUAACGCCGUUUAUGCCUUUCUGGGCCUGACUGCUCCACCGGGUUCCAAGGAGGCAGAGGCUCUGGCGAAGCAGAACGCGUAAAACCCCCCCGAGAUAAUCGUUCCAGAACCCCGACCCAAAACUUCCGAGCUUUCCAAAGCGCCUCCGAUCUGCUUCAACACAUCCAAGCGGCUUUUGCACUCAAUCUCUUCAUUUUCUAAUACAGCAGAGAAGCGCGUGGCUCUCCGGGGAGCGAUUCGCCUCGCGCCGCGUCCGCCAUCCUUUGGAAAUUUUAUUAGACGUGCCAAAAACUUAAAGGGGGGGGGGUGCCCCAUUAAGGCAAAAAACGGGGCAAUUCAUAGGAACUCACAAUGAGUUAAUGUAUUGUCAGUGGCCACUUUCUGAACCCUUUGAGUGCCUGCUUGCCUUUUACUUAGAGUUAACCCUUUCAGUAAAGGCCUUGAAGUGGAUAUAUA